This is a messenger RNA of Trichomonas vaginalis G3, 597 nucleotides long. Its product is annotated as cupin domain-containing protein. Lineage: Eukaryota; Parabasalia; Trichomonadida; Trichomonadidae. The coding region runs from base 1 to 597 and encodes 198 amino acids. The transcript has a single exon. The record is from RefSeq and is a predicted model, not a curated record.
AUGGAGAAGAUCGUCAACGAGGAAAAGUAUACAGCCGUUGAGAUUGGCAAGUACAGUGAACUCGAAAAGUAUGAGCACAGCAAGGCUUUCUUACAUGAUGCCCUUAAUUUAUCUUCAAUGGAAAUUUCCUUCACAAAAUACAAAUCAGGAGAGGCAAUUCCAUUCUUCCAUGACCAUAAGAACCACGAAGAAGUUUAUGUCGUCAUCUCUGGCUCUGGCGAAAUGCAGCUUGAUGAAAAGAUCAUCCCAAUGAAGGAGGGAACAUCAAUCAGAGUUGCUCCAGGUGUUUCCAGAAACUUGAAGAACACAGGUGAAACAGAUAUGAUCGUUAUGUGCGCUCAGGCUGAGAAAGAUUCUCUCAAGACUCCACUCAAUGAAGAUUACAAAGACAGAAUUAAAGUUCACAAAGUAAAUAGUUAUUAUUUGUCAUUGACUAAAGCUCAAGUUAAUAAAUUUUUACGAAAUUUUUCAUAUUUUUUGAUGACAUUGCAAGAACUUAAAGCUAAAAUUAAUGCAAUAUUGAGAUACAAGUUUUUGUCCCCUAAUUUAUGUUUACACUCAGGACUAGAAACCAGGAAAAAUUCAAAGCACAAAUAA